This is a messenger RNA of Fomitopsis serialis, 2838 nucleotides long. Its product is annotated as tRNA synthetases class I-domain-containing protein. The record is from RefSeq and is a predicted model, not a curated record. Bases 1 to 2838 code for a protein of 945 amino acids. Gene Ontology annotation, cellular component: cytosol. The transcript has 25 exons. Gene Ontology annotation, biological process: valyl-tRNA aminoacylation. Lineage: Eukaryota; Fungi; Basidiomycota; Agaricomycetes; Polyporales; Fomitopsidaceae. Gene Ontology annotation, molecular function: valine-tRNA ligase activity; aminoacyl-tRNA deacylase activity; ATP binding.
AUGUCGGAUUCGGCUCCAGCAAAAGCGGCAGCCAUAGCUGCGGAUGCACCAGACCUGGCGUCGAUCUCCAAGAACGCUGAGAAAAAGAAGGCCAAGAGGGCGGAGAAGGAGGCCCGACUAGCUGCGAAAGUUGCCACGGCGGGUCCCGCCUCGGGUGACAAGAAGGCGAAGCCAGCGAAGGAGAAGAAGAAGGAUGAGGAGGUACCCUUUGUCAAUACGACACCGAAGGGGGAGAAGAAGGAUGUCUCGCAACCCAUGGGCAGCGGUUACAACCCCAUCGCUGUCGAGGCGGCCUGGUACGACUGGUGGGAGGCGCAAGAUUUCUUCAAGCCUCAGCUUACACCAGACGGCAAGGUUAAACCUGAAGGCUCAUUCGUCAUUCCCCUUCCCCCGCCCAACGUCACCGGCAGUUUGCACAUCGGACAUGCGUUGACCGUAGCGAUUCAGGACACUCUGAUUCGAUGGCAACGUAUGCUUGGAAAGACCGUCGUAUAUUCGGUUGUCGAGAAGCGGCUAUACAAAACAUCGGGCAAGACAAGACAUGACCUCGGUCGUGAAAAGUUCUUGGGACUGUAUCAGGCUCGUAUCACCAACCAGUUGAGACGGUUAGGAGGCAGUCUCGACUGGGAUCGUGUUGCGUUCACCAUGGACGAGCCACGCUACAAAGCCGUCAUGGAAAACUUCUGCAGCCUUCAUGAUGCAGGUCUUCUCUAUCGUGCGAACCGGCUCGUCAAUUGGUGUGUGCGGCUCAACACAACCCUUUCCAACCUUGAAAACUUACUGGGAAGACUUGCUGAAUGUCCCGGGUAUGACGCAAAAGAGAAGUUUGAGUUCGGGGUCAUUACCUCUUUCGCGUACCCCAUCGAAGGUUCAGACGAGAGGAUCAUCGUGGCGACGACGCGGCCCGAAACGAUGCUCGGCGACACUGCCAUCGCUGUCCACCCGGACGAUUCCCGGUACAAGCACCUCCACGGCAAAUUCGCUGUCCACCCCUUCAACAACAGGCGGAUACCCAUCGUCACGGACGACAUCGCCGUUGACAUGGAAUUCGGUACCGGUGCCGUGAAGAUCACGCCCGCGCACGACUUCAAUGAUUACGAGGUCGGCGUCCGGCAUAAUCUGGAGUUCAUCAACAUCCUCAAUGAUGAUGGCACGUUCAAUGCUAAUGCGGGCGAGAGGUUUACGGGCAUGAAACGGUUCCACGCUCGUGUAGCCGUUGUUAAGGCGUUGCAAGAUGCGGAUUCCAUCUGCAGCAAGUCGGGAGAUGUCAUCGAGCCUAUACUCAAGCCUCAGUGGUGGGUAAACUGCAAACCCCUCGCUGAAGAAGCGAUCCGGCGCACGCGCGCUGGCGAGAUGUGGUAUCGAUGGCUGGAGGGCAUUCAAGAUUGGUGCAUUUCUCGUCAACUGUGGUGGGGUCACCGGUGUCCAGCGUACUUCGUGCGGAUAGAAGGCCAGGAACAGGAUCGAUGGCAAUACUGGGUGGUAGGUCGGACGGUAGACGAAGCUACCGAGCGCGCGAAGAAGCAAGACGAGGAUGUCCUAGACACGUGGUUCUCUUCUGGCCUGUGGCCGUUCUCCAUCAUGGGCUGGCCAGACAAGGUGCUCGAGACGGGCUGGGAUAUCCUCUUCUUCUGGGUGGCGCGCAUGGUCAUGCUCGGCAUCACCACACCGGUCUUCUGUCACGCUAUGAUCCGCGACGCGCACGGCCGGAAGAUGAGCAAGUCACUCGGCAACGUGAUCGACCCGAUUGAUACGGGCCAAAAGAAGGACUUCCCUAAGGGUAUCCCGCAAUGUGGCACAGACGCCCUCCGCUUUGCGCUUUGCGCUUACUCGUCAGGAGGUCGGGACAUCAACUUGAGCAUCAUGCGCGUGGAGGGCUACCGCAAGUUCUGCAACAAGGUCUUCAACGCGACGAAGUUCGCCAUGCUGAAGUUAGACGAGGAGUUCGUCCCGGAGCCGGUAGCACGUCCGACGGGAAACGAGAGUCUCGUAGAGCGAUGGAUUCUCGACAAGCUGAACUUCGCUGCGGACAAGCUCAACCGCGAUCUUGAACGCCGUGACUUCUUCGAGGCGACCAUCGCCGUACACAACUUCUGGCUGUACGAAUUGUGCGACGUUUACAUUGAAGCGAUGAAGGCCAUGACCGACGAGUCGGCUCCGUCUGUGACGAAGAAGUCGUCACAACAGACGUUGUACACAUGUUUAGACUACGGCUUGCGCAUGCUCCAUCCUUUCAUGCCCUUCGUCACGGAGGAAUUGUGGCAACGCCUCCCGCGCCGACUCAAUGAUCCUACACCGUCAAUCAUGGUUUCCUCUUUCCCCAUAUCUGACAAGGCGUUUGCCUUCCCCGGUGCCGAGAAGGAGUUCGAACUUGUCUACGACGUUGUCAGGUCCGGCCGUUCCCUCGCAGCAUCAUACAACCUGCAGAAGGACGCCCAGUUGUUCGUUCGCGUGGAAUCAGACAAGGAGGCCGCCCUCAUCGAGGGCCAGGUCCCGACCCUCUUGGCGCUCAUGAAGAACUUCAAGACUGCGAAGAUUGUGCGGACGAUUGAGGAGAUCCCUGCCGGGUGUGGCUCCGAUGUUAUCUCCCCCACCACUGUUGCAUACAUCCUUGUGCGGGGGCAGGUAGACCUCGACAAUGAAAUCAACAAGUCGGAGAAGAAGCUAGACUUGGCGCGGAUAAAUCUUGACAAGACGCGCAAGGCCGAGUCUCACCCCGACUACGAGCAGACCGUCCCCGCGGAUGUGCGCGCGGCCAACGAAGAGAAGCGGAAAUUGCUCGAGACGGAGGUCGCCAAUUUGGAGUCGUCGAUAGCGAUGUUUGAGAAGCUGAAGUAA